This is a messenger RNA of Aethina tumida (small hive beetle), 790 nucleotides long. RefSeq lists its product as uncharacterized. Bases 149 to 547 code for a protein of 132 amino acids. The record is from RefSeq and is a predicted model, not a curated record. The transcript has 2 exons. NCBI's taxonomy places the organism in Eukaryota, Metazoa, Arthropoda, Insecta, Coleoptera, Nitidulidae.
UAUUUCGUUAGCAGUUUAGCCUGUGAAAUUGUUAUAUUGCACACAAUUUGAUGGUAUCAUCGCAUCCAGCACUGUGAAGGAUUUUACAGUAUUUCAAUUUGCAAGUAGUUAAGUUUUUUGUUGUUGUUCAUGAACGUACUUCCCUAUUAUGUCAUGCGGUGUCGUCCAGUGUUAUCAGUAUGCACACGCCAUAGUAAUAUGGACAGGAAGUGAUCACCGACAUUGUCUGUCACCUGGUAAAAACGCAAUUGAGACGAGUGGAUCCCAUCAACUGGCCAAGAUACCAUCCGCCCCUCAGCACAAUACCAGUGUGGUCCACUACACAAACACAAGAUACAAGAUGAAUGGAAUCCUACAUCUGAAGCUACGACAGUGCGAUCCGUACCACUUUUUAAAAACAGGAGGGUGGUACAAUACAAAGGCUGUCAAAUCCAUCAUCCGCGGCUCAUUUUCACAAUCUACGUUCACAUAUAAUUAUUUCUUCUUCAAUCAUAAUGUCGCUGCAAGUUUCAUCAAAAUACGUAAAAAAAUGGUGUUAAUGCGUUAGAUUGAUAUUUUAGUUAUCGAUGAUGUUCAAGUUUUUAAAUUGUGGUACGGUUAGGUCGGUAUCCCAUUUAAACAAUAAAAGGGAUGCUUUGUGACUUUAUAGUGAGGGAUAUAAAAGAUAGAAUAGUUGAAAAUCUACCAAACUCCAUCAGCCCAUCGAAAAUUGGUUUUGUUGGUAUGUGAGAAAGCCGUUAGUACUCUCGUAAUUACCACCACCCUACUUUUGUUCGUUACGCUUUGUAUU